AUGCUCUCCGUGCUUCAGCACCUCGCGCACCGCAGAGUCGUCGUUCUACACUGCCCCCGCAAGCUGGGGCUCACUGCCACCUUAACGAUGAUCUCACGCUACAUCUCUGCCCCGGGCCGCAAAUUCUCUGGCAGCUGCAUUUUUGGAGAGGCACAGCCACUGAAGAAAGGGCUCCUCAUCAUCGAUGAUGCCGAUUCGGCUUUGCUGGAGCAUGCGGAAGUUUUGAAGCAGAACCUGGAGUCCGACAAGUUCUAUCUGCUGGCAGGGUGCUCCAAACCGCAAUGGGAACUGUUUAGUGACGUGGUCAAGCCGGUGCAUGUAGAGCUGCCACCGCUAUCGUUGCUGGAGUCCGCCACGCUGUUUCUGCAACGAUGCCACCGGCCCCUCACACUGGAAGAUGUGCUGCACCCCAACUCGACGGAUGAAAGAGUUGUCAAGAAGAAGCCUCUUCCCAAAGAGCGGGCGAAGCAACUUUUAAAGCCUAUGGCCUCUGUGUUUGAAGGCGACCCUCGCCUAAUUCGUCAGGCUGCCGGGAAGGUCACUCCGAACCGCCCGCCCUUGCAUGGAGACCUGGAGAGCCUGAAGGCAGAAUGCAUCGGUGCUCUCGAACCGAAAAAAGAUACCCGACCAACAACGUAUCUCCAUGAGCAGAAACCCUGCAUCCUCCACCGCGACCUCAAAAGCAGCAACGUCCUGCUUGCAAAGCCGCUAAGGAAUUCCAGUCAAGAGCCCUUUGCGAAGGUUGCUGAUUUCGGCCUCUCGCGGGUGGAUGCGGCGGAGACGUCGAAGCAGGGAAUGACGGUGGGCGUCGGGACUUGGAGAUGGAUGGCACCCGAGGCAGAGACUUGC
Molecule: messenger RNA, 849 nt
Organism: Symbiodinium necroappetens
Lineage: Eukaryota; Dinophyceae; Suessiales; Symbiodiniaceae
Source: the annotation of a GenBank genome assembly